This is a messenger RNA of Gilbertella persicaria, 1480 nucleotides long. RefSeq lists its product as uncharacterized. The transcript has 5 exons. Lineage: Eukaryota; Fungi; Mucoromycota; Mucoromycetes; Mucorales; Choanephoraceae. The record is from RefSeq and is a predicted model, not a curated record. The coding region runs from base 99 to 1445 and encodes 448 amino acids.
GUGAUAUCAACGGAUUUGUCCUCCUUAAAAAAAUAGAUAUUUAAACACUCUCUUCCCUUCUUUUCUUUUUCUUUUUCUUUUUAACUCUUGAUAACUUAAUGACACCAGUCAGCAUCUUCACCAAAGUAAAUGGAACUCAAGACGAUUAUCUUUUGAGCUUGCAUUCAGUACGUGACAGAUGUUUCAAAGUUCAAGAAGCAGCAGGAAAAAAUAGGCUUCAACAUUUUGAUAUUGAUGCCUCAAAAUUAAACGAUAUGGCACAAUUUGUGAUUGCUCUUAUUAAACGAGACUAUGACGAUCCUUCUAAAAUUCCAGUUUAUGGUUGUUGGCGCCACUUUGAUACAGGUGGACGUCCUCGUAUUCAAACAUUAAUAAGUACUUGGGCUAGUCUCGGUAUUGAUCGCACUGAACAGACCAGACGGGUUCUGGACUUAUUUGUCCUUACUGUCUUGCUUGAUUUUGAUCCCGGCAAUCAAUACGUAUUUCGAGAAUCAACUACAAACAUUGCACUCAAGAAAAGAGAAGGUAUUGCUGUAGCCAUUCUAGAAAUGUUUGUGCAAGGCGUUUUUUCCACAAGCCCUAAUCAACCUCAUCGAGUGGACUCGGAAGCAUUGAUGCAUUUGACUCUACAAGAUUUAUUGACUGGGUUCAAAGUUGUUUCCCCUGAAACGUUGAUUGGUUUAAAGGAACGGUUUGAACUCUUAAAGCACCUGGCUCAAGUACUACAACGCCGUCCUGACUACUUUAGCGGAGAAGAAGGUCAUAUUCCGCGGCCAGGAAACAUGAUAGAUUAUCUUGUAUGUCAUCCGACUACUAUCAAGACCAAAAAAGGACUCUUAAUUCAUUUAGAAACACUUUGGCCAAUUGUUCUUGAGAUGAGCGAGUUGUGCAUAAAAAACGAUGGUGCAAAUCAAUUAGGAGAUGUCUGGACAUAUCCUAGUAUGGGCUCAAGUCAAUCUAUCUCAUUUCACAAUCUUUCUCAAUGGAUGAUUUAUUCUUUAAUCGAACCUAUGGAAAAACUUUUGGGGGCCGUAUUCGAAGGAACCGAACAACUUACACCUCCUUCUAAUUAUUCAAAUGGUGGUCUUUUGAUAGACUGUGGCUUUAUUACAUUGAAGAAAAAAGACUAUGAACGAGGUAUAGCCAUGUAUCGUCAAAAUUCCCUUUUACCUGGCCAGCCCAAGGUAGAAGUGGCACCUAUGUUUGAGGUAUCAGACCCUGUUGUAGUGGAAUGGCGAGCACUAACUACUGCUUAUGUGGAUUUGAUUGCUGAACGUGUAAGGUCCGUUUUGAAAAUGAGUAAAAAAUCAUUAUCGUUGUCGCAAAUUAUCCAAGGUGGCACUACUAGUGCUGGUAGAGAAUUGGCAGAGAUUUCUCGUCCUAAUACUCAAGAACCCCCAAUUAUUAUUAAAGUAAGUGACAUAAUAAAAAAAUUUCUGAAUUGACCCUGAUCAUAGUGUACUGAAAAUAAUUUCAUAAG